GGAAAAGAGAAAAGAGGAGAGUGAGAAAGCAUGUGGUUGAAAGACGGACAGAGUGGAUUAGCGCAGGGCAGGAAAAAGAAAGGAAAGAAAACCGCUUUUUCGUCAGCUACUACUUCUGCCUGACAAAUUGAGUGUAAAAUAUGCUGUGGGGAAGGGCUAGCCAAGUAGUAAGAACAGAGGGAGAGAAGGGAACCUAGAGAAUGUCACAGGGGUGAGAGAUGGCGAGAGAGAGAACAAAACAGAUGGGAUGAAAAACACACAGGUCCCGACGUGGAAUCUUCCAAACCCAACAAACCACUGCUCUUCAGCUGCUGCUGGUGCUACCACUGCCUUCCUCUUCUCUUUCUGAGUCCCACACAGGGAGGGGUUGCACUCCACACACACGGGACCACAAACAGAAAGAGAGAGUGUAUGUGAGCUUGCAAGGAGACAGGGUUGACAUCUGUAUCCUGGAGAGUGGAUUUGUAUCGGACGCGAGGGGAACAGAGGCUGGCGGGACGGGGGAACCUGCCACUUUGACACACACACACACACACUGUGAGACAUGGAUACUCCAGGCUAAAGGGGGAGGACGGCCUCAGUGUGUGUAUGUGUUCAGUAGGGGGACUCUCUUUCUGCGUUCAGUCCCCGGCAGGCACCGUGAGGGGAAACAAACAAAAGGCCGUAUGGCCAAAGCAGUGGCAACGGGACUCUAAUGCUUUGGCCCUCGUGGAUGAACAGAGUGAAGUGACACGGAAUGGCUUUGAGUCCAAGGAGCUGCAGUAUUUGGUCCAGAUCUACUGCCAGAGCCGAAGCUGGAUUGUGAAGCGCAGCUAUGAGGAUUUCCGUGUCCUGGACAAGCACCUGCACCUUUGCAUCUAUGACCGCCGCUUCUCGCAGCUGCCUGAGCUGCCUCGAUUCGACAGUCUGAGGGAUCGCGCCGAGGUAGUUUCCCAGAUGCUGAUGGCUUACCUCUCCCGCUUCUCAGCGAUCGCUGACAACAAGAUCAACUGUGGGCCCGCCCUCACGUGGAUGGAGGUUGAUAACAAGGGCAACCACUUACUGGUCCACGAGGAGUCCUCCAUCAAUGUACCCGCCAUCGCCGCCGCCCAUGUCAUCAAACGCUACAUCGCGCAGGCCGCCGACGAGCUCUCCUUCGAGGUUGGGGACAUUGUGUCGGUGAUUGACAUGCCCCCCAAAGAGGACACCACAUGGUGGAGGGGCAAGCACGGCUUUCAGGUUGGCUUCUUUCCCAGUGAGUGUGUGGAGCUGAUAAACGACAAGGUGCCGCAGUCCGUCACCAACUCGGUGCCAAAACCAGAUUUGGAGAUAGAGAGCGUAAAGCAGGACAGUGCAUGGGUGACCGACCCGUUAAACUUCUACAGCCUGAGCUCAGUGUCUAAGAAGCACGGGAAGCUGAUCACGUUCCUGCGCACCUUCAUGAAGUCCAGGCCCACCAAGCAGAAGCUGAAGCAGCGGGGCAUCCUCCGGGAGAGGGUGUUUGGCUGUGACCUUGGGGAGCACCUCCUCAACUCGGGCCACGAUGUUCCCCAGGUACUCAAGAGCUGCACAGAGUUCAUUGAGGAGCAUGGCGUGGUGGACGGCAUGUACCGCCUCUCUGGAAUCGCCUCCAACAUCCAGAAACUACGGCAUGAGUUUGACUCAGAGCAGAUCCCCGACCUGACUAAAGACGUGUACAUCCAGGACAUCCACUGUGUAGGCUCCCUGUGCAAGCUCUACUUUCGUGAGCUGCCCAACCCCCUGCUCACCUAUCAGCUCUACGAGAAAUUCUCUGAGGCCGUCUCCGCAGCUACAGAUGAGGAGCGGCUCAUCAAAAUACAUGAUGUCAUCCAGCAGCUGCCGCCGCCGCAUUACAGGACUUUGGAGUUCCUCAUGAGGCACCUGUCCCAUCUGGCCACCUUCAGUUACGUUACCAACAUGCACAGCAAGAACCUGGCCAUCGUCUGGGCCCCCAACCUACUGAGGUCCAAGCAGAUCGAGUCAGCCUGCUUCAGCGGCACGGCAGCCUUCAUGGAGGUCCGUAUCCAGUCGGUGGUGGUGGAGUUCAUACUGAACCACGUAGACGUCCUCUUCAACCCCAAGCUCAGCUCGCUCAUACGGGAGGGAGCAGGACACAACUCGUUGUCGCGGCCCAAGUCCCUGCUGGUGUCAUCCCCCUCUACCAAGCUGCUGACCCUGGAGGAGGCCCAGGCCCGGACCCAGGCCCAGAUCAACUCCCCAGUCACAGCCGACAGCAAGUACAUUGAGGUGGGGGAGGGCCCUGCAGCACUGCAGGGCAAGUUCCACACCGUCAUCGAGUUCCCUACUGAGAGAAAGAGGCCCCCAAUCAAGUCCAAGAAGUCUCCGGUGGGCAGCUGGCGCUCCUUCUUCAACCUGGGCAAGUCCUCGUCCAUGUCCAAGCGCAAGCUGCACCGCAACCCCAGCGAACCCAACGAACUCAAGGCCAUGGCAGGAGGCAGAGGGGACACUGGGACGCUCCGAUCGGCCAAAAGCGAGGAGUCACUCACCUCGCUGCACAACGUUGAAGGAGAGUCGAAGGUGUACCGUCCGCGGCGCCCCCGCUCCAGCAGCGAUGCCCUUUCGGCCUCCUUCAAUGGGGACCUGUUGGACAGCCACACCUGGCAGCACUGCAAUUUCUACGACAACCUAACCCAGGGCCACAGCGGGGGCCCCACCUGCGACAGAGGGAACAGCAACGGGGACGAGGGGCCCAUCAACGUGCCCGCCCUUAUUUCGCCUCCGUGUUUGGCCAACGAAGACGUGGACCUUAGCCUCCCCGACAUCGGCAUGGCCUCGUUGGACUUUGACCCCAUGUCGUUCCAGUGCAGCCUGCAUGACGGCUCUUUCUUCUUCCCCCUAGGGCUGACGGAUGUAGCCAUGGGCGUGGCGGGUGAGAGCACCAGUCUAAAGAGGAGCCAAGGCGGCAUUGACAAUGGCUCGGUGCCAGUCUCACCCUCCUUCCCGGGGAAGUUCACCUUCCCCUUCCUGUCACCUGACCUCAGCCCGGCCACGAGAAAGAAAGCUGAGAGCAAGAAGCUGACCUGCUCCGUGUCUUUCCCAGACAAACCGUUACAGGCUGUAUCCCCUAUAAAGUUGAAGGCGACCAUUCUAGCCAUUUCAGAGCCAUUUGCCAUGGAGUUUCCCAGUAGGCUUACGGAAAACUACGAUGUUCCCCAGCCCCCCCCCUCCUCCUCGGGACAGCCCGGGGAUUCUCCUCCAUUAAUGGGCUCAGUGCGGCUGAGGACAGGGGAGCCGUCGCUGAGUGAGGCCUUCCAGAUGGAGCUGCACUGUAAACUCUCCACCUUCGACAAUGACAUCAACACUGAGAGCCAAGUCUCAACAGAAGAGAGCACUGUCCAGCAACCUUCAGCAACCAGUAGCCAGGAACAGCCAGGAGCCGUAGCUAGCCUGGACUCUCCAAAUGGUACCCCUAGCCCUCUCAGCUCCUCCUCCGUGUCCCCCCUCCCUCCCUUGCCCCCUCAGAAGAACUCUGCCCACAUGCUGGCCCUGGCAGAGUUUGCCCAACAGGACUCCAUCCUGACCCAGAGGUCCUCCCAGACCCAGUCCCCCAUCAGGCCCAAGGUGCCCUCACACUCCCUUGACUGGACCCCUCCCACAGCCCCGUGCCCCCAGACUUCCCUCAAGAAGGGACCCAGAUCAGGAGCAGCCCAGAACCCAACCCUAAGCACCACCACCCCAAACAUCGCCCCUUCCUCCUCUCUCCCUCCCACCACCCCUACUGACAAACAGCCAAGCCAGUCAGCCAGCCAUCAGUCCAUCAGUACGUCCGCCAGUGCUAAGUCCCCCUCCACUCCUCCCAGAGCCAAACAGGAUAUAGAUUUCACCCAACCAGCAUCCCCCCAGCACCAGUGUAUCACCACUCCCUCCAGACCUCCUGCCCAUGUGUCUCCCACUCGGAGGAGUCCAGAGAGGCAGCAGCCCGCCAUGGGCCAGGUAGCAGUCAGCAGCACUGGAUCCUCCACCACCACUCCCAGCAGCAAGGAGAUGGGUGUCCUGCCACAGCCUGCUCCUGAGGUCCAUGUAAAUGAUAGCGUCUGGUCGCCAACUCUUCCAAGACCUUUGGAGCAGCCAGUGGCAGUUCUGCAGCCUCAACCUCCGCCUCAAUCACAGCCUCAUAUACAGUCCCAUCCUCACCCACAGGCCCAGUCACAGCCCCAUCUCCAGCCUAAUGCCAGAGUGGCCCCCACCCCAGCCGAGCAGGUGGAGAGACCAUGGGAGGCUAUAAAGCCAGUACAGCCCCGCAUGGAGCCUGCGACCCGCCAUCAUGCCCAUGGGCCAACGCCUCCCGUCCGCUCCAUCGAGAGCAAACUGGCAACCGCUGUCCUCAGCCACACAGAGGCUGCCAACCCUGCCAUCUUCCACAACAUCCUGGCAGAGGCCUCCACGCCUGAAGAGGCCCUCACCCAUCCUCCCCCUCCCGCGCUAAAGUCUUCCACCCACCAGUCAGCCUACCUCUACCACACCAAGAGAGAGGCCGCCUUACUGGAGCCUCCUGAGGAGGCCUACUACCGCCAACGGGCUAUUCCCAUGGGGAAACCUUCAUACCACUACCGGCCAGACAGUGUUCCGUCACACCUCUCCUACGUGUCCAGGUCGGAGCCUCAGAUACCUUACAGUAGCCGCACGGACCACCGCUACAACACCCAUGCUCACUCCAGAUCCUACCACCAAUCUAUGAAGCACCGCGGGCUCCCCAGGAGGGGUGAGUACAUCUCCCCCGGCCCGGGCUAUGGUCCAAUGGAGGGCGCCCCAGUCUACCCCGCCAUCCGCAGGGUGCACUCGCUACACGUGCCCUCAACCAUCCAUUCGGUGCCCAUCCAGCGGACCGAGGUUCCUCCGGACGACGAGCUCUUGUACUACCAGCGGCCCUUCUACCAGUGCAAGGCCUAUCAGCAGCAGCCACAACAGUCCUCUCAGGCCGACUACCACGUCACCCAGCUCCAGCCUUACUUUGAGAAUGGCCGGGUGCAGUACCGUUACGGCCCCUAUUCUCCUGGCGCCAACCCGCUGGACGCCCCUUACUACGACGUGGACCCCUAUGGGACCAUUCGGCUGCGGCACUUACACUCGUUCAGCAGCCGGGACCUGAGGCCCACCCUCAGCCGGUCGGGGGGCAAGGCGGGCGGCUACCACUACCUGUCCCGCCCUGUCCUUCAGCCGGGAAAGGAGCAAAGCUUGUUCAGCAGAGAUGUGCCCCUGGGCCACGGUUCCAAGGGUGCCACCUUCUACUUUGCUUGGGACCCCGAGGAGUCGGAAAGGCUCCGGAUGCAUUCGAUCCACAGGGAGAGCCAGGCAAGGCAGAAGGUCAGGGGUCCUGUCAUGUCUCAGUAUGACAACUUAGGCCUGUUCAUGCCUGGCGACCUGGGGGGGUACGAAACCCUACACCUGCGCAGUAAUUCAGACCCCAGCAAAUCUGUGCUGAUGUCUCCCGAGAGUAAAGAUGGGUGUUACGGCGUACCGCCAGGCUUCCAACACGCUCCCCGACACUUGGUGUCAGACCCUGACAUCGUCAUGUACAUGGAGACAGAAAACCGCUGUCAGGGGACUGUCACUGGGGACAAACAAAACAGCUCCAGGGCCUGCGAGGCCUCCCACUCGCACCAAGUCCAACACCCACCCUGCAACCAGUCCCAUCAGCAGGACCCCAGUCGACACGACCCAGGGGACGGAGCUCGGAGCUUCCAACCUCGCUACCAACGGUCCGAUCCAGACCGGCAUCCGAACAGGGCCAAAACACCCGGUGGUUACCAGGACAAAGAUGACCAGCAACAACAGUCGGCCCCCGUCAAAGCGCAGGCCCCUCCCAAGCCUGAACGGUCACAAUGCGUCCAAGAGCAGCAGCAGCACUACAGCCAAGCCACCAUGCCCAAGCCAGACAGAGAAUACUCAUAUCAGCCCCACGGUGGGCAGCAGAGACACAGCACCAUGACGGUGCAGUCCCACUACGACAACAUGGAUGACUACCACCCAGCAGCAUUACCUCAGCCACAGGCCCCCAUGCAAAACCCCUGUGGGGGCUCGUCGGGCUCUUUCCCCACCAACCCUGGCUUCACGGGCAGCCACAGCAACAGAGCGUACUCCACUGCCUUGGGCCAGGGUGCCUUCAUCCCAGCUGAACUGGUCCUGCAGAGGCCCGAGACAGAAAUACAUGCAGAAUGAAGAAGACACUUGAGAAAAAUGUGUUAAACAAACUUUUGCCUGGGUUUUAGGAAGCAAAUAAGUGACUCAACUCGAGAUUCAAAAGUUUCACAGCCUCUGCAGGACAGUGGACUGUUGUUGGACCGUUUCACAUUAUUUUUCUUCCCUGUAUUUUUUAUGAAUUGUAAAAAUCUAAUAAGAUACUUUUUACAGAAUGUACUGAAUUAACCAUUAUUUCUUUAAUUGUCCUAAGAAGCCACAUGGUCAUGACUCAUUGAAAUGGUGGCAGAUCAUAUAAAUGUUUAUGAUAUUAUAAACAAAAGGUAUGUGAAACCAGAAUCGCAAAAAAAUGUACAUUUGUAAAAAUAACUAUUACUGGUAAAAAUAGUUUUUUUUAGUUUGGUUUCCAGCAUAACAGGGAUGAAGGUUUGCAUUUUAGAAAUGCAUGUACUCUUCAAUCACUUACAGAACUGUUCUAUGUACCACUGUAUCCAUUGUGUACUUUCUGGAUGUUACAGUACAAGUUGUUGUGGGAGAAAAUCUGUUCAAAUCCUCGUGCUCUCCCUCCUGUCUCUGUGUACACAUGGCGGUGCAGUAUGUUUCAGUCUUCAAACAUCUCUGAAUUGGGGUCGGGCCCAAGAGUACUAGAACUACACAGGGUACUUUCACCUAGUACAGUAGGGUUAUGUUAAUAUUUUAUUUUCUCUGUGACUGUGCCAUUCUUUGAUUUUAUGUAUUUUUGCUAUAAAGCAGAGUGAAUUUUUGGGAACAGAGGCCUGUUCUUCAUUGUAAGAGGGACCAAACAUUUUGGCAGUCUUUUUGAUCGUGAAAGCCCAUACAUGAGCAGGAGUGCUAACGACUGGUUAUGAGAAUGAGAAUGUUACCUUGGUAGCUGUAAAAUUAUUAUUAUUUUAAAAUGUGUUUUGUUUUGUAGUCUUGUUUUUUUCUGCCAAUUGCAAAGAACUUCAAUGGACUAACUUAAUAAAGUUAUGAAAAAUC
Molecule: messenger RNA, 7158 nt
Organism: Salvelinus fontinalis (brook trout)
Lineage: Eukaryota; Metazoa; Chordata; Actinopteri; Salmoniformes; Salmonidae
Product: rho GTPase-activating protein 32-like
Exons: 20
Coding region: 589-6180 (1863 amino acids)
Biological process (GO): small GTPase-mediated signal transduction
Cellular component (GO): cell cortex; nucleoplasm; Golgi apparatus
Molecular function (GO): phosphatidylinositol binding; GTPase activator activity; protein binding
Source: RefSeq, a predicted model, not a curated record